Molecule: messenger RNA, 949 nt
Organism: Triplophysa dalaica
Lineage: Eukaryota; Metazoa; Chordata; Actinopteri; Cypriniformes; Nemacheilidae
Gene: c1qc
Product: complement component 1, q subcomponent, C chain
Exons: 2
Coding region: 87-824 (245 amino acids)
Molecular function (GO): protein binding
Source: RefSeq, a predicted model, not a curated record
GGAACUCAUUGUGCUUGUUAUUUCAAGAUCUCGUGUCCAUGAACACUCAGACAGUCAGCGCUUAGUGUUCUCAAUACACAGCUAACAUGUUUGAUCGUCAUCGAACUUCUGGAAUGUCUGGAAUCAUUGUCAUAGUUUUUCUCUGCUUCUCUCUGGUAUCCAUGGACACUUGUCCUGAUGCGGGCACACCUGGUUUGCCAGGUAUCCCUGGGCUUCCUGGACGCGAUGGAAGAGAGAGAAUAAAGGGAGAUAAUGGAGAUCCAGGGAUUCCUCUCAGAGACGAUACUACAGUAAAAGGAGAAAAGGGAGAUGCUGGAGUUAUAGGAAGCCGUGGAAAGAGAGGUCGCCCAGGUGAAGCUGGUGACAUAGGGCCACCUGGUCCCCCUGGGGAGCCAGGAGAUAAUGCUGAAUUUGGAGACACCACAUCUCUUCAGCAGUCUGCGUUCAGCGUAUCACGUCUUACAAGAAACCCACCAGAACCCCAUGCUGUUAUACGCUUCAGUAAAAAUAUCACCCUUAUCAACAGCCAUUUCAAUAAUGAUGGAAAAUUUGUUUGUCAAAUUUCUGGGUACUAUUAUUUUGUGUUUCAUGCAACUUCUUAUGACAAAAAUCUUUGUGUUGUCCUUAUGGUUGAUGGAACUAAGACAGCUACUUUCUGUGAUCAUCAGAAAACCCCCAAAAGCCUGCAAGCGCCUUCUGGUGGCUUGGCAAUUUCCCUGAAACAAAACCAGAACGUUUGGCUACAAACAAACAGCUAUAAUGGCAUGUUUGCAGGGGAUGUGGGUGACAGUGUUUUUUCAGGUUUCCUGAUCCACGCUCUUUAAUGUUGCACUUGUUUUUUAAUGAAAAUGAGCAAAUUAUUUUUACUUGUUUCAAACUUUAUGGAACAUUACACACAAUAAAGUGUUGACUGCUGAUUCAAUAAAAAAAUGCAAUAUGCUUAAAUAUA